AUGCAUGUGUCGACACUCACGAACAAAUGGUUCGGCGAGUCGAACAAGCUUGUUUCAGCACUAUUUGGCCUCGCUCGCAAGCUGCAGCCGACGAUUGUGUUUAUUGAUGAGAUCGACAGCUUCUUGCGCGAACGAGCAUCAAGCGACCACGAGGCUAUGGCCAUGAUGAAGGCAGAAUUCAUGACACUCUGGGAUGGCCUCACGUCAUCGACAGAUCGCAUCCUUGUGUUGGGCGCGACGAAUCGCCCAGCUGAUAUCGACGCGGCGAUCCUUCGUCGCAUGCCCAAACGCUACGCAGUGAGCUUGCCUGACAGUGCGCAGCGGAAAAAGAUCCUGUCUAUAAUGUUGGCGAAUGUGCCAUGUGCACCGAACUUUGACCUGGGUGACAUUGUCCGCAAGACCGAGGGGUACAGUGGAAGCGAUCUAAAAGAACUGUGCCGCGCCGCAGCUAUGGUGCCCGUCCGUGAAGUGCUGCGUAGUCACGCUGGUAGGAAGACGGUGGAACGUGCGCGCGAAAACUCCAAGGCUGGCCUGCCUAAUGACACGAACAUUGGCAUGUCGGUACGGGCGCUGAAAAACUCCGACUUUUUCCAGGUUGAUGCUACUUUGCCUGAGUCAAAUACUGAGCAGGAAUCAUUAGAUUAG
Messenger RNA from Malassezia globosa CBS 7966, 645 nucleotides. RefSeq lists its product as uncharacterized. Gene Ontology annotation, cellular component: mitochondrial outer membrane. The coding region runs from base 1 to 645 and encodes 214 amino acids. Gene Ontology annotation, molecular function: ATP hydrolysis activity; ATP binding. The record is from RefSeq and is a predicted model, not a curated record. The transcript has a single exon. Lineage: Eukaryota; Fungi; Basidiomycota; Malasseziomycetes; Malasseziales; Malasseziaceae. Gene Ontology annotation, biological process: extraction of mislocalized protein from mitochondrial outer membrane.